This is a messenger RNA of Vitis vinifera (wine grape), 5094 nucleotides long. Its product is annotated as putative disease resistance protein RGA3. The transcript has 22 exons. NCBI's taxonomy places the organism in Eukaryota, Viridiplantae, Streptophyta, Magnoliopsida, Vitales, Vitaceae. Gene Ontology annotation, molecular function: ADP binding. The record is from RefSeq and is a predicted model, not a curated record. The coding region runs from base 115 to 4899 and encodes 1594 amino acids. Gene Ontology annotation, biological process: defense response to other organism.
AGCAUGAACUAAAUGGAAAACCAUAGUCCUCUUGCAUUCCUCUUGCUCUGUUUUCUACCCUCCUCUCCUUCUCUGUAACAUUGGAGAAUUUGCUUGUGCGUUGGUUUAGGCAUAAUGGUGCUUGCGGAUCCAACUCUGAGUCUUACUGCUUCCAUACUCGCAAUAUCCGCUUUGGUUGCCAAGGGGAUGCCAUGGAUCCUUGCAUUUGGGCUCGACUUUGAUGAUCUUUCGAGAACAGCAAGCAUAAUCCAAGAAAUCGUUACUCGCGCAAAUGAAGAGCAGAUUCGAGCGACGCAAAACUGGUUGCUAGAUUUUCAAGAUGCCUUUUGUGAUCUACAAGACUUAAGGGACACUACGGAAAUCCCAGAAUAUUUGAGGGGAGGUAAUCCUUUCUGUUCUAUACGCACUUGGUGUAAGAUUAAGAAAAUGAAAGAUAGGUUUCAUCAGCUCAGGAAAAGAGCUCAAUUCAUCCAAACUCUCGUUGUUAACGAGGGUGCCUGCAGUCCCGGGCUCUCUUCUACUGCUUCUCAUGUGGAUAUUGCUACCAUUUUUGGUAGAGACAACGCUAAAGAGGAAAUAAUAAAGAUGUUGUUUAGCACAGCAUACCGCAGAGACGGUUGCGUAACAGUCAGUCGCAUCGUUGGAAUGACAGGCGUGGGAAAAACAACUCUUGCCCAAAUCGUCUACAAUGACGAUAGAGUAAGGGAACAUUUUGACCGUACGAUGUGGGUCUGUGUCAACCACGAUUUUGACCAUUCUAGGAUUCUGAGAGAGAUGAUGGUGUCUGAUUCUCAGAAGAUCAAUUACACCAGUUCAUCCCAGAACCAGUUGUAUGAGGAAUUUCUAAAGUUUGUGGGCGAAAAAAAAAGGGUCUUACUUGUUCUAGAUGGUGUCCGGACGUUUAACAAUGGAGACUGGAACAAGCUUCUCUAUCUCCUAAAAAUGGGAGAGAUAGAAAGCAGUGUUUUGGUUACCAGCCAAAGAAGUGAUGUUUGCAGUGCUAUGGGAAUGGGAGUUCAAAAUGUUUACACCCUGGACCCUUUGAACGACUCCGGAUCGUGGGCUUUGUUCCAACAAAGUGCAUUUACACAAGGCAAUUGUCCCCCGGAACUUGAAAGUUUCGGAAGGGAAAUCGUGGGCAAGUGCAAGGGUUUGCCUUUGGCAGUCAAGGCAAUGGGAGGCCUUUUGCAGAACAAUCUUGAUGCAAGAAAAUGGCGAAAAAUCUCGCAACUUGACGUAUGUGAAGCCGAGAAGGUGUGCAGGUCUGAGAAGCCUAACAUUUUGCCUAUGCUGAAAGUGAGUUAUAAUCAUCUGCCUUCCUAUUUAAAGCCGCUCUUUUCCUACUGUUCCUUAUUACCUAAGGGGCAUUCAUUCAACCAGAAGGAGUUGGCCCAAUUUUGGAUGGCGGAAAGUUUAAUCCAACCCCAAGGACAAGAAACAAUGGAGGAGACUGCAAGUGAACAUUUCGAUGAUUUGUUAAUGAGGUCCUUCUUUCACAGGAUAAGUCCUCACAAUAAGAGCCAAGAUUACAAUUACAUGAUGCAUGACCUGUACCAUGAGUUGGCGCGAUACAUCUCUAGCCCCUAUUGUUGCCCAGUGGAAGAUAGCAAGAAACACAAUUUCUCUGCAAAAAUUCGUCAUAUAUCAUUGGGCUGCAGAGAUGUAGAAGAAGUUGUUUUCGAUGUGGAAGAAGCUGUUUUGGAGAUUAUUGAUAAAUGUAAAAAGGUGCGCACACUCUUGUUUCCCAACUAUCAUUUGAAGAAAGAGUUUGGACAAGCCCUUGACAAAAUGUUCAAGAGUCUGAAAUACAUGCGGGUGUUGGAUCUGAGCUCAAGCACAAUCCUCGAACUACCAAAAUCAGUUAAAGAGUUGAAACUGUUACGCUACCUCAAUCUCUCCAAAACUGAAAUCAAAAGGCUCCCUGACUCUAUUUGCAAACUCUUCUAUCUGCAAACCCUAAAACUGUUGGAGUGUCCACAAUUCUCCCAAUUGCCCCAAAACUUGGCCAAGCUAAUAAACCUGCGACAUCUUGAGCUAGAUGAAGAGUUCUGGUGCAAGACCACCAAGUUGCCACCAAGAAUUGGGAGCUUAACCAGUUUGCAUACCUUAUAUAAGUUUCCAAUUCGGCGUAAGGUCGGGUAUGGAAUUGAAGAGCUGGAGGGCAUGUCAUACCUAACAGGAAUGUUGUAUAUUUCAAAACUUGAGAAUGCAGUGAAUGCAGGGGAAGCAAAAUUGAACAAGAAAGAAAGCCUUCGCAAACUGGUGUUGGAAUGGAGCUCUGGGGAUGAUGCUCUACAAGAUGAAGCCGCACAAUUGAGGGUGCUUGAAGACUUACGGCCUCACUCAGACCUUAAAGAGCUCCAAAUUUUUAACUUCAGGGGUACCGUAUUUCCACUUUGGAUGACAGAGGGGCAGCUCCAAAAUCUGGUUACUGUUUCCUUAAAAUUUUGCACAAGAUGCAGAGUCCUCUCACUGGGUGGGCUACCCCACCUUGAAAAAAUCAACAUUAAAGGAAUGCAGGAGUUGGAAGAAUUACAGGAAUUGGGGGAGUACCCUUCCCUAGUUUUUUUAAAGAUCAGUUACUGCCGCAAGCUGAUGAAGUUGCCAUCUCACUUUCCUAAUUUAGAAGAUCUGAAGAUCAAAGAUUGCGACUCUCUCAAGACCCUUGCUGUGACCCCACUUCUGAAAGUUCUAGUACUAGAUGACAAUCUUGUUCUGGAAGAUUUGAAUGAAGUGGAUCAUUCCUUCUCUAGUCUUUUGGAAUUGAAGAUUAAUGGUUGCCCAAAGCUGAAGGCAUUACCACAAAUAUGUACCCCAAAGAAGGUGGAGAUUGGUGGGUGUAAUUUACUGGAAGCCCUCUCAGCCCGAGAUUACUCCCAACAACUUGAGCACUUGAUCCUGGAUGAAUGCGAGGAUGAAACACUGGUAGUGGGGGCAAUACCAAGGAGCACUUCUCUAAACUCUUUGGUCAUUUCAAACAUCUCAAAGGCAACCUGUUUCCCCAAGUGGCCUCAUCUUCCUGGUCUCAAGGCUUUGCACAUCCGUCAUUGCAAAGAUCUGGUAGCUUUAUCCCAAGAAGCAUCACCAUUCCAAGAUUUGACCUCUCUCAAACUCUUGUCCAUCCAAGGCUGCCCCAAACUUGUGAAAUUGCCUCGUGAAGGACUCCCCACGACACUAGAAUGUUUGACUCUUAGUUACUGCACAAAUCUUGAGUCCCUUGGUCCCAAUGACGUGCUGAAGAGCCUCACCUCCCUCAAGGGUCUUCACAUCAAGCAUUGCCCCAAUGUUCAUUCAUUACCAGAGGAUGGUGUUUCUACUUCCCUUCAACAUUUGGUAAUUGAAGGAUGUCCCACACUAAGAGAGCAAUUUAGACCAGACGGAGGUUUAGAUUGGCCAAAGAUCAUGCGCAUCCCUCACAUAGAGAUUGAUUCCACCCAAGUAUCACCGUCCCUUGAUUUGUCAAAUCAAGUGCAAGGUCACCCCAAAGCAUCUUCAACUCGUUGGUAUCAUCAUCUUAUGCCACGGAAAGGAGGAAAGAUUGAAGGGAAGCAUCCAGCGGAGGCAUCAAAUUCAGCAGAACAUAGACCAAAUGUUAAAAGAAAAGGACCCCCCGAACCAUCAAGUUUAGGAGAACGCAGACAAACUUUUGAUAAGGGGACAAUAGAACUACCAAAUCUGGUAAAACACGAAAGAAAUUUUGAAAAGGAGAGGCUAGAACCAUCAAAUUUGCUAGAACAUGAAAGAACUUUUGACAAUGAGAUGGCAGAACCAUCAAAUUUGGAAGAACAUGGAAGAACUUUUGACGAGGAGAAGCAAGAACCAUCAAAUUUGGGAGAACAUGAAAUAACUUUUUCCAAGGAGAUGCUAGAACCAUCAGAUUUGGCAGAACAUGUUGAGUACGCACAACUUGAAAGAACGUUUGACCAAGAGAUGCUAGAACCAUCAGAUGUAGCAAAACAUGAAAGAAAUUUUUACAAGGAGACGCUAGCACCAUCAGAUUUGGUAGAACAUGGAAGAACUUUUGACGAGGAGAAGCAAGAACCAUCAAAUUUGGGAGAACAUGAAAUAACUUUUUCCAAGGAGAUGCUAGAACCAUCAGAUUUGGCAGAACAUGUUGAGUACGCACAACUUGAAAGAACGUUUGACCAAGAGAUGCUAGAACCAUCAGAUUUAGCAAAACAUGAAAGAAAUUUUUACAAGGAGACGCUAGCACCAUCAGAUUUGGUAGAACAUGGAAGAACUUUUGACGAGGAGAAGCAAGAACCAUCAAAUUUGGGAGAACAUGAAAUAACUUUUUCCAAGGAGAUGCUAGAACCAUCAGAUUUGGCAGAACAUGUUGAGUACGCACAACUUGAAAGAACGUUUGACCCAGAGAUGCUAGAACCAUCAGAUUUAGCAAAACAUGAAAGAAAUUUUUACAAGGAGACGCUAGCACCAUCAGAUUUGGUAGAACAUGAAGGAACUUUUGACGAGGAGAAGAAAGAACCAUCAAAUUUGGGAGAACAUGGAGCAAAUUCUAAAAUGGAAGAGAGCCCCGGAGAACCAUCAAGAGAACCAUCAAGUUCACCAUUACAAUAUUACAAGAGAAUGGAGCCAGGAGAAUCAUCAAAUUUAGCAGAAAAUAAGCUUGAGAGUCAUGAGAAACAGAGCGCCAUCUCCACUGGUUCCAUUUCUAAUGGUGGGUGCCCUUUGGCUGCUUAUAUGUGGCCCUACACUCCUAUCUCUUCUGGGAAGUUUAGUGAUUCUCUUUGUUGCAGACUCAGAAGGCAGGUUCACCUUCUCUAUUGUGAUGGUGCUUCUCACACUACUGUUGUUGGUACUGAUACAGUGGCCUACUGUGUUGUUUCCGGGUCGUCGUCGUUCCAUGUAUUUUUCUUCUGCAGUCCAGCAAACCAGUAGCUCUGGGUAUGAUGGUGGUGGGUUUGGUCUUGGAACUUUGAUUAUGGUUGUGCUGUACUUCAUUCUGUGUAGUCUGGUGUGAGGUCCUGUCAUAUUUGAUAGGAGGCUUCUGUGUACAUUUAAAAGGAAAAGGAACAGGUUUCAUGGAUUGUUUUCCUUUUGGAGAAUAUACAAUUUGCAAAAUCCAUGGAUUAA